Epinephelus moara (kelp grouper) is the source of this 5785-nucleotide messenger RNA. Its product is annotated as transcription initiation factor TFIID subunit 4-like. Bases 465 to 3362 code for a protein of 965 amino acids. The transcript has 16 exons. Gene Ontology annotation, molecular function: RNA polymerase II general transcription initiation factor activity; DNA binding; protein heterodimerization activity. Gene Ontology annotation, cellular component: transcription factor TFIID complex. The record is from RefSeq and is a predicted model, not a curated record. Lineage: Eukaryota; Metazoa; Chordata; Actinopteri; Perciformes; Serranidae. Gene Ontology annotation, biological process: DNA-templated transcription; transcription initiation at RNA polymerase II promoter.
GUAUUUCUGUGGUGUCAAUAAGCCUGAGCGCUCCAAAACUAUGUUUUCUGGCAACAGCUGAUCUGCACUCUCCAGACUUUGACAUCCAGCCUAACAUCACUGCUCUCUGUCUGAGAGCGCUGAGGCAGCUGCUGCGGGUCUCCUGGAAAAAAAUAGCAACAACGCAGCCAUUUUGAGUCGUCUACGGUAAAGUCAAAUUGAUACUAAAUGCUUCGAUACUGUGUGUAAAUCUGCAAAGACGUGUUGCACAACACAGAAACUCUUUCAGAGACGCUCCUCGGUGUGAUAAAGUCCCACCAGGGGCAGCUCAGCGAGUGGUAUCGUUGUUUUCCCGUGGAGCUGUCAGACUGAGCAGACACUCUACACUGCAGCUCGCGACCAUUUGUUCCAAGCUUUAUUUUCCUCGAGGAGCCAAUCACAGCGCCCGGCGAGGCCGCGUCAUCGCGGGUGCAUCCAAUCGGCGCAUGCGUCUCACGAGCGAGCGUAGCUGGGCAAAGAUGGCGGCGGGCUCCGAUUUGCUGGAUGAUGUUUUCUUCAACACAGAGGUGGACGAAAAAGUAGUUAGUGAUAUAGUCGGAUCUCUGGAGUCUGAGCUAACAGGAGCAGGGCAAGUCAACACAGCGACCAGGGUCCAGUCUGCAGCAAAUCACACCGGCAACUCAGCUGUAGGGAUUAAUUCCAAUGUUCAGGGCAGCAAAAUGGGACUUUCACAACAAGAGCUUGCUAAAGCAGGGACAGGAGUGCAAGGAGGUGUCAUUAACAGUACGGGGUCCCACGGUUCAAGCAUGGAUGGAGCAGCCGGGACCACAGCGAGCAUGACAGCCGCUCAGACUCAGUCCAAGCCGGGGACAGCUAGCGGAGUCGUUACGGUAGUGUCUGAUGUUAGGAAACCUGUAACGACUGGUGCUCAAACUUUGAAUGGAAGUGCCGUGGUGAUGAACUGUCAUGUCACGGGAGGCGGCUCACAGCCCGCUGUCACGCUUGUCAACAACGGACCUGUUUCAGUGAGCAAAGGAGGCGCAACAGUUUUAUCCGCAGCACCCAGUACUAUUAUACGAACUUCUUCGACGACUGCGAGUGCUGUGAUUUCCUCUCAGCCCUCUGUGAAAACUGUACCCACUGUCACGCUGGUGAGGCCACCUAUGCAAACUCCCACGAACACCUCACAAAGCGGCGGCAACCCCACCACAGUUUUAACAUCAGCAGCCGUCAGUGUCAUGAGCACUGCUGGCUCUGCUGUGAACAAGUUUGACUCCACAAAGACUAUAAUGCAGACUGGUGCGCACAUCGUGGCUUCAACUGUUGCGACAGGGACAACAGCGACCCUGAGGAGCCCGACUGUUCUGCAGAACUUGAGGACUUCAGUACCGUCAACAAUCGCUGCCACUCCUCCUGCUGGAAUACGAGCUAUUGCUCCACAGGUGUUGGCCCCACGACUCACCCAGCCUCAACCAAACGCCCCAAACAUCCAAAACAUCCAGCUCCCUCCAGGCAUGGUCUUGGUCCGCAGUGAGAGCGGGCAGCUGCUGGUGAUUCACCAGCAAACCUUGGCCCAGAUGCAGGCUCAGUCGCAGUCCCAAAGCGCCAUGACACCACGGCCUGCAGCCCCCACCAGCACUCCACCUGUCCAGAUCACCUCUCUACAGGCUCCAGGCGCAUCACUGCUGGCCCGUCCCGUUACGCCCACCACCAUUAUUAAACAAGGUUCCACAGUCCAGACCACUGUGACGGCCACCACGACACUGCAGAGGCCUCCUGUACUGCAGAACACCAUCAUGCUGGGCGGGACUGCCGCCACCCCGGGACAGCCGCUAGGAACGCCGACCACCGUGCAGCCUGGAUCUGCAGCCACAGCAGUUACACAGAGGGUAACUGGGACCCCUGUCACUCCAACAGCUAUCACAGCUGAGACACUGGAGAAUGUAAAAAAGUGUAAAAACUUUUUGUCCACGUUGAUCAAGCUGGCGUCCAGUGGGAAACAGUCCUCUGAGACUACGGCCAACGUCAAGGAGCUGGUCAAGAACUUGCUGGAAGCAAAGAUAGAGCCUGAAGAUUUCACCAGUCGGUUAUACCGGGAACUCAACUCCUCACCACAGCCGUACCUUGUGCCUUUCCUGAAGAGAAGCCUCCCAGCACUGCGUCAGAUGACCCCAGACUCCGAGGCCUUCAUCCAGCAGAGCUUGCUGCCCAGCACUCAGACUACUGCAGCAGCCUCCACAGCCCUCACCGCUGUGGUACUGCGACCUCCUCUCUCCACGGCCACCACUGCGGCCACCAGCACUGCAGCGACCAAAACCACAGUCAUCAGCCUCACUCAGACGCCUCACAGUAAACCUGGACUGUUAGUGCCCCAGCAACAGGGGACGAUUGUGAGGCCACAGGUGACGCUGGCUCAGUCUCCCAUGGUAACACUCAGAGGACAAUCUCAUAGCCGCAUCAUUGUGGGCCAGCCGCAGGUGGUCAAACAGCUACAGACAGCUGUGAAGCAGACAUUGGCACCAGGGGUCAAAGGAGUACAAGUCAUCAGUCAGGCGUCUCUUGCUGCUGCUCAGAAGAACAAGCUGAAGGAAGCAGGAGGGGGAACCUUCAGGGACGAUGAUGAUAUCAAUGAUGUGGCGUCCAUGGCAGGAGUCAACUUGUCUGAGGAGAGCGCCCGUAUCUUAGCAACCAACUCGGAGCUCGUCGGCACGGUGACUCGUUCCUGUAAGGACGAGACCUUCCUUUCCACCUCUUUACUCACCCGCAGAGCUCUGGAGAUCGGUAGGAAGUUUGGCGUCAGUGAGCUUGGCACGGACGUGAUCAACUACAUAUCUCACGCUACACAGCAGCGACUACAAAACCUGCUGGAAAAGGUGUCACAAGUGGCACAGCAGAAAAACACAACCUUCAAGGAGGACGAGCGGUGUGAGCAGGUCAGCGAUGUGCGAGCCCAGCUUAAAUUCUUCGAGCAGCUGGAUCAGAUGGAGAAACAAAGGAAGGAGGAGCAGGAGAGGGAGAUUCUCCUAAAGGCUGCAAAGUCUCGGUCACGGCAAGAGGACCCUGAGCAGCUCAGACUUAAACAAAAGGCCAAAGAGAUGCAGCAGCAGGAGCUGGCUCAGAUCAGACAAAGAGAAGCCAACCUAACGGCGCUGGCAGCAAUCGGCCCGAGGAAGAAACGGAAAAUGGACUCUCCUGUUCGGGGCGCCAGCGCAGAGGGCUCAGGGUCAGGCCCCUCUCAGCCUGGAGGCCCCAGUGGAGCAGGCUCCAGACAGUUUAUGCGACAGCGCAUCACCAGAGUCAACCUUAGGGACCUGCUCUUCUGCCUGGAGAAUGAAAGAGGGACCAGUCACUCACACCUGCUCUAUAAAGGCUUCCUCAAAUAGCACCCGCACUAAAAUGACUAGUCUCGCUCAGUGGCAUUAAGGAAGCAGAGUUGACUGUCAGCUCAGACCCUUUCUGCCGGUACUUCCUUUGAUCACCCACUGCUGAAUGAUGAGGCGUCUGUCUGUGGGAGGAGAAUUAUCUGGAACACUGAAGACACGUCGUCUUUUAAAAGCCUCCUCAAGCACAAGUCUUUUGUAUUUUCAGAGGAGCAAAUAUUUGAACUCGGCUCUGAUUUUAGCGUGCCUCUCAGCUCGGUUUGCUCUUCAGAGACCAGUUGCACCCAACCACACUUCACUCAUGCACUGCCUCAUGCUGCACACAAGGAAAAAAAUGUCUUAAACUGAACUGAGCACUUCAAAUCCGAAGACCUUGUCGGUGUCAUUUGCACUGACAUCUGUGUUGUAGCAGCAAAUCUCUGUGAAGUGGUUCCACUUUAGAUUAAUGUGCAACAUUCAGGUGUAACAGCCUGCUCUUACAAAACUGCAGUAAUGCUAAUGUUCUUCACCAUGUUAGCAUAAGCACUCUGUUUAUUUAAGUUCCUAACAGAGAUUUUAAUUUAUCACACAUUUAUACUAUAUUUUAGCACAGUUUCAGCGCCUGUGGAUUUUUUUUUUCCAGAGACUAAUCUUGACUAGCCUUGUCAUCUGCUGAGUUGCCUUCUUAACAGAUUAAGCCAUAUGGAUUAGAAUGUGUUGAUCAGCUUCAGUGACUUCAUCUUUCCAACACUUCUCUCCAGAUUUUGUGGGAUGUUUGCUUUGUUGUUUUGUUGUGCGCCUCCUUUGUUUGUCUGUGCUUGAUUGGAAAGAAAAAUGAUUGUUUUUGUGUCAUGUGUUGUGCAUGAUGUAAUCACAGGUGUUGGUAUUUCAAACUCUCGCUACUGAAGCUCUUUUGUUUUUAAUUUACUGUGCGAGUUCCUGACACAGUUGCUGAAAGCGACAUUUCACCUUUAACUCAGAUUGUAGCACAUUUACUACAAAGGCGGGAUAUACUUUACAUUCCUAUCGAUCAUUUCUGAAGCUCAGCACACUCGCUGAGAUUUGUUUUCACCUUGCCAGCAGUCAGCAGUUACCAUUCAUUUCUUUAGCGAUGGUAGAAAAUGCAACUGAACCUUUUAUCACAGUGAACAUUCUCUCCAAGGCGGUUGUUGUUUCCCACUUUAUCAUUGCACACAAAAAGUCUGCAGAUGUUCUAGUGUGUUAAAGGGGGCUUAAUAUGCUUUUCCUUGUUUCCUUUCAUGUAUAUAAUGUUGCAUUGUUGGAUGCUCAUAUUAAACGUGGCCAAAGUUCCAAGUAACGAGGUAAACUCAUGUUAAAGUAAUUCCUGUGAGCAUAAACCUCAGGCAUCACAAUGUUUUUUCUGCACUGGCUAAAAGCUGAACUCAGCUUGUAACCAAUUUCUUCAUAUAAUCAUUUGCUUUAGGCAAGUGCUGCAUUACGGACACUGCUACAUGUAGCUUUAUGCUAACAUCAGGGAUGUAAUCUUAGGGGCCGUACACAUGCUGUGUCUUUAACCGUCUGGAAAACGCGAGGUUAGGCACUGGGCCCCACUUGUGUGCCUUUUUUUGUGCCAGCUUUCAAGAGUGCGUCAGCAGGUACCAUAGCCCGUUUACCAAAAAUCCUGAGUGUAUGGGCCUAUCAUCCGUGGGACAGAUGAAAACCUCUGGCAACUCUGCACCAAAAUAAACAACCUCUCCAUAUUUAUCACAGACUGGUAUUUACGGAAGAAGGGAAAGAUGUCUGUCGGCUGUGAUUCGUUUGUCCUUGUCACAUGACUGCUGCUACAUUCCAAAAGUUGAGCUCGGUUUAUCUCAGAGCGCAGCUGUCUCGCCUUGAAAAAUGGUCACUUGGGAACGCAUGCGUGCCGCGACUGCAUCCCUCUGGCAUUUGUGUGCGCCUGCCUCGCGUCUACAUUGAAAACAGUGAAUUUGAAGGCGCAAAAAACGUGGCAUGUGUACGGCCCCUUAGUUGCGAUGUUCAUUUUUCCCUGAUUUCGAAUCACAGUCCUGUUGGAACAUGUCCAGUUAUGAAGAUUUUGGUUCUGAGGCAGAGAGCUGCUAUACUCCGUCGUUCUCUAUACAGGCGUUCGCAGACUGCAAUGAAGGUGCAGAGCAUGGAUGUUCUUUAAUACACCGAUGGUACAGAGAUGCUGAGACCACUGAUUUGGAAGACCAAGAAACACUGACAAAUCAGAGCAGACUGGGCUUUUUCAGAAGGAGGCCUUAAAAAGACAGGUGCUAAACUAGAGUGUUACAGAUAGAGGGUAGAUGCCAAGCGGCAACCACCGGGGCUGACAGAUUUAGCUAAUAUGGAAGUGCCAAAAACUGCUGUUUUGUUGACUAGAGGCUGACUCCAGGGAGACAAUACCCAUAGACCCGCCUGUUAAAAUGCCUGACUUUACAGCAGAAAUAAACAUGUUUACAGAC